Molecule: messenger RNA, 384 nt
Organism: Prorocentrum cordatum
Lineage: Eukaryota; Dinophyceae; Prorocentrales; Prorocentraceae
Source: the annotation of a GenBank genome assembly
AUGGUAGAAACUUCGUUGGGUGUCACACCACCAGAAAUUAAGAUAAUCACUGCUACCGUGACAACUGUGAGCAAGACUCGGACUAGCACGACGGCGAGCAGCGGAACUACGACCAGCAAUUCCAUGUCGACCAGCACCACGGCCGCGACCGCGACUGAUACCUCGACAACUGAUGGUAGUGUCGCUGAGAGCACGAGUGGUACCCUGACGACGACCCGUACUGCUGCUGCGACCGCGACGGCGACUAUUGUUUCGACUGUCACUACUGCGCCCGCGCUUGACGAGAACGGUCUGGAGUCGAGCUUUGCAAAAAUGCGGCAGGUUUGGCUGUUGGCGUUAGCCACAUCAGGAUUGUUGGGUGCGCGUGUAGGCGAACGGCUCUGA